AUCGCGAGAGAGCCCCUAACCCCCGCACCGCGCCCCAAACCCCGCUUCCACCCCAGUGCCCUCGCUGUAGGGGCGAGUGGCGGGCUAGGCGGGGCGACGGGGAAGAAGAGGCGAGGGUGACCUCAGCGGUUCCCCCGCUCCGGGAAGUCUCCUCAGCCCGCCCCCCAGCCCCCGCCCGGAGUUUCGCUCUCUCCGGGGCGGGGCGAGCGGCGGGCGGUGCCGGGCCGGUCAAGUUGGAGCGCGCCUCUCCCGGCGCCCUCCCAGUCCCCGCGCCCUCCCCGCCGGGGCGCGCUGCCCACUGCUCGGUGCCCGCUGGGGCCUCACCGGGUAGGGCCCGCAGCGCAGGCGGAGACCAGAGAGGAGCUCCGGGCGGCGGAGGUGAGCGCGGGGGGCGGGCUCACGGCUCUGCCUGCCCCGCCCGCCAGCCCGCUCCCCGCGGCCGCGCUGCCAUAAAUGGGGCCGCCGGCGGCGGCGGCGGCAUCUGGAGGACCGGGAGGCAGCUGGAGGCAGCGCGGAGUAACUUGGCGGGCGGCGGCGCAGCGACUGGGGCGUCGGGGGACGCAGCGGCGGGCAGACGCCUGGGAGUGAAGUUCAGGGGCUCCCAGGAGGAGAUGCGCGCAGGUUCGCGCAGCUCGGGCCCCUUCGCUAGUGUCCCGGGACCCGCCCCCGCGGCGGAGUGGCUGCUGUUUACUUUCGAUCGAGUUUUUCCUGCUCCGGGCAGGUGCCCAGGGCGGCUCCGGGCGGGCAGUUAACGCGCGUCCCUCCCGUGCCGGUCUUUACGCGCUGCCUGCAUGGGACAGGCGCAUCGGGAGCGUCUCCAGGCGCGCUGACUGGCGUCCCGCUUUGCCCAGGUGAUGUCGGCGGCGGCAUGGAGUUUCCCGAGCACGGUGGGCGGCUUCUGGGCCGCCUGAGGCAGCAGCGUGAGCUGGGCUUCCUGUGCGACUGCACCGUGCUGGUGGGCGACGCGCGCUUCCCAGCCCACCGCGCUGUGCUGGCCGCGUGCAGCGUCUACUUCCAUCUCUUCUAUAGGGACCGGCCCGCGACCAGCCGCGACACUGUGCGGCUCAACGGUGACAUCGUCACGGCGCCCGCCUUCGGCCGCCUCUUGGACUUCAUGUACGAGGGCCGUCUGGACUUGCGCAGCCUGCCUGUGGAGGACGUCCUGGCUGCCGCCAGCUACCUGCACAUGUACGACAUCGUCAAGGUCUGCAAGGGCAGACUCAGGGACAAGGACAGGAAGGAAGGCCUGGAGACCCCCACCCCUCGGGCACAGCGACUUGGUCAGCCACCACGUCUCUGGCCUGCCUGGACUCCUGACCUCUGCCCAGCUGUACAGAAGACCAAGUCCCCCAGCGUUGAGGUCAAGGCUGCCUUCCCUCUCCCCUCAUUUAGACCUUCUCCCUGGCAGGCCCCAGGAGGGUUAGACCAGGCCCUGGACCUGUCACUGAAGCCUGGCCCAAGGCAGGAGACUGUCCAUUCACCCUGCAUCCUCCAGACACCCCUCUACAGCCACAAGCAGCAAGGUGCCCAGCUACUGGUGAAGGACGAGCAGGACUCACUGUCUGAACAGGAGGAUGACAGCAGCCCCAGGAACCCCCACAGUCCUCCAAAGCCACCCUGUGUUCCUGCAGCCAAAGGCCCAGCAGUGGGCCUGGAGCCCCUGCCUAUCAGCCGGGCAGCAGGCAGCCAGGAGCUAGAGCUGGACGCAGGAGGAGUGGCAAGUGAGGGUGAGCUGGGGCCUGGUGGGCACCUCUGCACCUGCCCGCUGUGCAGCCAGCUGUUCCCCAGCUCCCAUGUGCUGCAGCUGCACCUUAGUGCCCACUUCCGCGAGCGGGACAGCACUCGGAGCCGGUUCUCACCUGACAGGGCUGUGCCUACGUGCCCGCUCUGCGGGAAGACAUUCUCAUGCACAUAUACGCUGAAGAGGCAUGAGCGGACCCACUCAGGGGAGAAGCCUUACACCUGUGUGCAGUGUGGCAGGGGCUUCCAGUACUCCCAUAACCUAAGCCGCCAUGCUGUGGUACACACGCGGGAGAAGCCCCACGCCUGCCGCUGGUGCCAGCGCCGGUUCACACAGUCUGGGGACCUGUACCGCCACGUGCGCAAGUUCCACUGUGGCCUAGUUAAGUCCCUGCUGGUGUGAUGCAUCCCUGUGGGCCCUGGGGGUGGAGUGGAAGGGAAGGGGCAGGGCCCUCCCAUUUGGACACUGUAACAGCCAGACGGGAUCCUCUGAGGCUGGACUUCAGACCCACCCUGCAGAAAGGAUGCUGCUGCUUCCGAAAACUGUCUUGGACUCGGGUGACUUGGGCAACCUUACCCUCAUGUGUAGCUGACUCCUGCCCCCGGCCAUGCCCUAUCCAGACUGAUGUGAUGUCUUCCUCUGUUCCUUCCAGCCAAGCUCCCAGGGGUGUCCUGCAGGCACCUGGUUUGACCCAGGUUCCUGGGUGUAAGGGCCCACAUUUGUCUUCUGUCUGGGAUGUUUCUUACUGUCUCUCUGUCAUACUGUGGAGGUACCCUUGAGAGCCUGGCCUCAUGCUAGGUGAAUGAUUCACGUGUCAGAAAAGUCCUUAGUGUGAGUUCCCAAUGGAGCGUUCAAAGGGAACAGGCUACUCUUGAUGGGUGGCAGCAGGAAGCACUGCUGGGAAGGCCUAGGGCGCCGAGAGGGCCAGCAGGGGCCAUCUGGGCACAGCUGGUAUCACGGGGGUGGGGGGCUGUAGCCCCAGCAGGGGUCCUGGAGCAGGAGUAGAGCCAGCUAGAAGCAGAGUGGCUCUGUAGUUACUGUCACUGAGUGGGAUUCGGGUCCUGACUGUACUGUAACUUUGGGCAGGAAAAGUGGGAAUUUGGAAAUGGCUUCUCUUUAGACUCAGAAAGAGCCUCCAUGAGGCUCUACGAGGCUGCUGGCAGGCCGUGAGGUGCUGAGCUGCUCUCCUGCCUAAGUGCAGGUCUGGGGUACAAUGUUUGCAGGGCUUCCUGGCUCCCAGGGCUGAGGGUGAAAGCCACCCUGGGAUGAGGAGGGGGAGGCUGGCACUCCCGGCUUAUGAAUGACCACAGCCCUGCAUUGGUUUGGGUCACCCAACUUCACCUACUUGCUCACCAAGUAGAUCCUGCUGCCAGGACCUCACUGGUUGUGGCCUGGGGCAGGUGAGGGGCUGGGGCUGGGGUAGCUUGGCCCCAGCUUCUGGGGGUCAGCAGGUGGCUUCCCCAGGCCCUGGGCUAUUCCUAUUGGGAGUGGCACAGAGGACAGAGUCUGGCCAAAUUUAAGUUAUUUUCUCCUAACAACACUGAUGUCGUAUUUAUAAGUCUGAUUAGUCUGGUGUGAAAUGACGGUUGGCCUUCAGCAGGUAGAUGCAUCCAAGGCUUAUUCCCUGUGUGCUGGGGCUCUCCUGGUGUGCAGGCCGCUGGCUGGAGAACUCACUCGGCACAAGGCGCUGGUCUGACUGGGGAGGGCCUCUGCUCUGGAAGGGCUGGUGGGACUUCCCACCCACUAUGAUGUGCUCUGUGAUCAGGGGUUUCCAUGCAUGGGCCGUGUGUCCAUGUCUGACUCCAGCCCGUGGCAGGGCCUGAGCCAGCCCAGCAGCCCUUGCAGAUGGGCAAGCACACCUCAGCCGAUCAGAGAGAAGUGGCCUUGCCCACCCCAGUGGUUUUCAGGGGAAGGACUCCCCUUCCCUGGGCUGGGAAGCCUACCUGGGUACCAACACUGGAGUCUGUUUCUUCACACAGUUACUGUGGUGUCAGCAUAAGCAGAAGUGCUACUUUUAAUAUUAUGUAUGUGCGUGUGUGUACGAGACUUGUGUGGACAUGUGUCAGGGACAGCCUGGUAAGGGGUGCUCCCAGCCAGCCCAGCUGCCUGCCCCAGGUCUCUCUGCAGCUCAGCGUCUGGGGGCCAGAGGGCAGCUCCAGUGACCCCCACAGGACAGUCGUCUGUGCUUAGCAUUUGGUGGGAAGACCUUGUCUGCACAGACCCACCUGCUGCAGCCGUGAUAGUCAUGGAAAUGAGUACUGUCUUCCUAUGUUCACGUGUUGACAACAGUGGAAAUAAAGCCCACCCCA
Messenger RNA from Nycticebus coucang (slow loris), 4050 nucleotides. RefSeq names its product zinc finger and BTB domain containing 42 (gene ZBTB42). The record is from RefSeq and is a predicted model, not a curated record. The transcript has a single exon. Gene Ontology annotation, molecular function: DNA-binding transcription factor activity, RNA polymerase II-specific; RNA polymerase II cis-regulatory region sequence-specific DNA binding; protein binding. Lineage: Eukaryota; Metazoa; Chordata; Mammalia; Primates; Lorisidae. The coding region runs from base 869 to 2143 and encodes 424 amino acids. Gene Ontology annotation, cellular component: nucleus. Gene Ontology annotation, biological process: regulation of transcription by RNA polymerase II.